ACUCAGCCUCUCGUCGCCCUCUGUAUUGUCCUCGAAUCGCCUUCUCUACGCGCACUUCAUACAUCCGGAAUGUCUGCAAGAAUGCAUCCACACUCGCCGCUGCCUGCCCCCGCGCUGCAUGCCAGCAAUCCAUCCACGCAGUCCAAGUCGCACGUACUCGCCGGGGUUCAAGACGCGUACUGGAGCGAUGAUGAAGCGGAGGAUGCCGAGUGCCCACUUUGCUUGGAGGAGAUGGACAUUUCGGAUCUUAACUUCAAGCCUUGUCCGUGCGGCUACCAGAUCUGUCGCUUCUGCUGGCACCACAUUAAGGAGAAUCUGAACCGGCGCUGCCCUGCAUGUCGGAGAGAGUAUACCGACGAGGCUGUCCAGUUCAAACCCAUCAACAAAGAGGAUCAUAAACGUUUGACGCAACAGAAGAAACAGCGGGAACGCGAGAGGAAGGAGUUGGAUGCCCUGGGUAGGCGGCACCUUGCCAAUGUGCGCGUUGUACAGCGCAACGUGGUCUAUGUGAUUGGCAUGGGCCCCCGAUUCGCGAAAGAGGAGCUCAUCCCUACGUUACGCUCGAGCGAGUACUUUGGGCAAUACGGUAAGAUCUCCAAGAUCGUUAUUGUCAAACGUACUUCCCCUGGAGGCCGUGCUCCGGUCGUCGGAUUGUACAUCACCUAUCAUCGUCGCGAAGACGCCGCUCGUGCAAUUGCUGCAGUCGAUGGUGCACCUUCGCCGGGAGGCGGUAACGAAAUCAUGAGAGCCAGCUAUGGUACGACCAAGUACUGUAUGGCCUUCUUGCGCGGUGUCUCGUGUACGGAGCAUGGGUGUAUGAAUCUGCACGAGUGGGGAGACGAGAAGGACUGCUUUACCAAAGAAGACCUCACGACUCUGAAACACACCAUGAAAGAUACGGAGAACAGACCAAGGACUACGAUCGUCACGAGGAAAGGCGAUGAGGCGGACGGGUUGCCUCGUGCAGCCGCUUGGGGGAAGCAGGGGACAACUACGACCGCUCUGCACAACAACACCAAUGCUGCCACGACCGCCCAAGCAUCAACCCGGCAGACAAGGCGUGGUGGAACAGGUACGAGACAACAGCGCUCGAGUGCUGCGAUUACCAGUGCUGUGGAGACGCGUGCGACAGGGAGAGACCGGAAAGGUGCCACUGCGGUUAAGGCGUCCUCUCAGGCGUCGUCUUCACGUCCUGCGACACCUGCGAGUACUGGUCAACCUGCGCGGCCUGUUACACCCAGUACUACUAAAGCUGCGAAGCAGAAAGAAGCUGCACCUGCACCUCCCCUUCCACCCCGCUCGCCCACGUCGUCUACUCUCGAAUCAGAGAGUGGGUCAGCAGCCCAAGAUGUUCCGCCCGUGGAGUCGCCCGUACAAGCACCAUCUACCGAGGUACCGGCUGCACCUCCCGGUCUUCCGGCUGUCCCUCCCGGCCUAACCGCCCCUCCUGGUCUGCCGCCACCAUCUCGUACUGCGUCUACCAUGUCAUCGCCGCUCUCUGUCACUGUCCAGCCUUCGCAGUCUUCGUACCAGAUGUCGACACAGGCGCAAGCGCUCAUGGAGGACCUCCGCGCCCGACGCGAGAUGCCCGUGCCAGCCAUCAUGGAGAAGAGCCCGUUCCCAGAUUUUGACCGGAUGCUACAAACGCUCAGCGGGGAUGAUGGUGGCUUCGGUGGCUUCAGCUUCAACCUGGACCCUGCACUGGCCGGCGAAGGAGCCGAUGAGGCUUUGGUAUUACCCGAGCUGGAUGUUACACCGAACACCCCAUUCACCGGUACGUUCCUGGAUGCUUUCCCGGGGCUCAGGCAGAACGCGGCUUCGGGUCCAUUGAUGGGGCCGCCUGGACUGGCGCACCCAGCUCGCCCUGCAUACGAGCCUGUGACUCUUCGUCAGCCGGCACUGGACCGGCAGCCCUCCGGGGGCUCCGGAUACACUGGGUCCUUCAACCCAUUCGGGUCAGACGCCAAUGAUGAUGUGCCGUCAAGGCGAUAUUCGCCGUUGGACGAGGAACGACAAGUAUCGCGCUUCACCUUCGCUCGUGGCCGUCAAGGGUCGACGUCUUCUUCCCUCCAUGCGUCAUCACCUCUCAAUCACGCCGACAACUUUGCGCAUGCGCCGUACUACAACUCUUCGGAGUUGGUCUCGCCAGCUCGUCGUGGGACACCUCCGCAAUGGCUCCCGAACCGACACCAGGCCCAGGAGUUCAUCCACGGACCGCAUUCUGCAAUGAACUCGCCCUUGGCCCAGCAGGCCCAGCAAGCCCAGGCUCAUCCCCAAUACGCACCGCCCCAACAGCAGCACCCUGGUCGGUUCCAGCCCUUUGACCCAGGUGUCAGCGAGGCGCAAUUGCGCGACUUUAUCAACUCUAGUCGUGAGAAGUCGUUCCAGUUCCGCCAUGAACAGUCUGAUCCUCCAUACAAGCCUAUGUCAAAUCAACCGUUCAAUGAUCCCGCCAUCAUGUCUGCAAGGCUCGCAUCGCCAGUGAUCUCGCAACCUGCCCAUGACAACGGUUUCACGAACUCGUCCUCGGUUGAAAGCUUCUCGUCUCACCGUUUCGGAUAUGGCCCCCCUCCCGGGUUGUCCUUUCAAGACGGCUCACUGGGAAACGUUGGAAGCGCGAUGAACCACAACUCGUACGGCAUGCCGAACGGAUCGCUAGGCAGCGUUGAAGUUUCCCAAGCGAGCGGGUCCGCACAUGUGCGGAAACAGCUAUUUCGGCCUUGAUGUGUAACAUGCCUGGUGGCCAUGGCCCGGUUCCUCUCCCCAUCUUCCGCCCUGCUCUACAUGUGUC
Molecule: messenger RNA, 2791 nt
Organism: Rhodofomes roseus
Lineage: Eukaryota; Fungi; Basidiomycota; Agaricomycetes; Polyporales; Fomitopsidaceae
Exons: 9
Coding region: 70-2724 (884 amino acids)
Biological process (GO): protein ubiquitination
Cellular component (GO): CCR4-NOT complex
Molecular function (GO): nucleic acid binding; ubiquitin-protein transferase activity
Source: RefSeq, a predicted model, not a curated record